CCCAGCAUCACACUCUGGGUUUUUGGAGAUGAGGCUUCGCAAUAUCCGCCGGAAGCUAGAGGAAGGCCAGCGUCGUUACAGUAGACACAAGAGGUGCCGAGAUGUUGAAGAGAUGUCAAGUUCUGUGCAAUAUGAAGGGGACGGCAGCGAAGUCAGAGAGUUCAUCAACCUGAUGAAAAGGCUGAGGCCUUCUGCAGAAAACAUGUCCUCAAUCAAAUCAGCGAUGCAGAAAACAUUCACCUGGCGUAGGUCGUGGAUAUCCACACAUUCACCCACCAUGGAGGAAAUCUUGCAAGAGUAUCCACGCUUCCUGGAUAUACCGACACUGCUUGAUACAGAGUUUGGUAAAAUGCAUCAAGGAAAGGGGGACCUGUUCCUAAGGCGGUGGGAGGCCAGCAUCAUGCCAAAGCUGAAAGCUGUUGCUGCCAGGGAGAAGGGUGAUGUUGCAUCUCUUGUUGAAGGGAUGGAAGACCAAACUGAAGAUGAGAAGUGCUACAUCAUGUUGGUUGUCCUCACUCAUCUCCUUCCACCAAUUGCAGCAAGCUGCUGUAGCGUCAAGUCUGCCAUUACACAACUCGUUGAUUUUGUGCCGGCAGGAAGUACCAUUGCCUCCCUCUACAAUGCAUCCCAGGAUCCAGCACAGAGCACACAGCCACAACUAGUCAGCAUUGGUCAUCUAAGGGGAGGGUCACAGCAGUACGUCAUUGUGGGCAAGUCUGACAAGUUUGCUAUUCCCUUGGAUGAAGGCCUGGCAUGUGCUGUGGACAAGCUCUUCAAGCUCUACUGGGUAUGCAACUUGGCCUACCCAGCCCCGCUCAGCUCUCCGUUCUCAUUCAUCGAGUACAUUUACGACUUACCCAUGUCAACAAACAGGAGAGCAAAGGUAUUGGAACUCAUUUCAAAAGUCAAGUCUAUUAAUUAG
Messenger RNA from Sander lucioperca (pikeperch), 922 nucleotides. RefSeq lists its product as uncharacterized. The coding region runs from base 29 to 922 and encodes 297 amino acids. NCBI's taxonomy places the organism in Eukaryota, Metazoa, Chordata, Actinopteri, Perciformes, Percidae. The transcript is spliced from 4 exons. The record is from RefSeq and is a predicted model, not a curated record.